Colletotrichum fioriniae is the source of this 732-nucleotide messenger RNA. RefSeq lists its product as uncharacterized. The record is from RefSeq and is a predicted model, not a curated record. NCBI's taxonomy places the organism in Eukaryota, Fungi, Ascomycota, Sordariomycetes, Glomerellales, Glomerellaceae.
AUGGCUGAGGUACUCGUUCACAAACUUGAUGUAACAGUGCUGGGAGAUGAAGUGCUACUAAGCGAACUUGUAGGCGAGGUGCUCAAAGAAGUAGUACUGGAGGAAGAGGUUGAAAUAGUUCCAGUUGAUGAGGAUGAGGGGGUGGAUGUUGUGGAAGAUGAAGUCAACGAUGGGGCUGAUGUUGACGUGGAGGAAGCAGAUGAUAGAGAUGUCGAAGAUGUUGUCGAGGAUGAAGUAGGGGAGGCAGAAGUUACAGAAUUGGCAUCAGUCGAGGACGAGGAGGACGAGGGUGAGGUUAGUGUCGAAGGAGAAGAGUCGGAUGUUGUUGAUAAGGAUGAAGACGAGGUAGAUGUGGCACUAGACGUGGAAAUGUCGGAUGAACUUGAUGUGAUAGGGAUAGAUGAGGACGAGGGGGAUGAUGUGAGUGAAGAGGUUGCGGUGGUGGAUGCCGAUGAAGUAGACGAAGACGAGGUGGACGAGGUAGGGUCUGUUGAGGAUGAAGUGGACGAAGAGGAUGAAGUCGAUGAGGUGGAUGAGGUAGUGAUGUUGGAGAACGCAGUCGACGAAGUGGACGAUGAAGACGAGGUAGAAGUCGUAGAAGUCGUCGUUCCAGCAAACAAGCCGACAGGCACCGCUCUCGUGCCAUAUACAGAGUAUAAGAGCUGGUUACCCGUGUUUCCCCCACAGUUUGCAGGAGGAGAACCUGUGGGCGGAGCCUCGCCGCAGAUGUAG